AUUUACUCUAUUUUUGCUGAUCAUUCUGAGGCGCAGAACAUCAAAACUGAGACUUUAAAUAUGUUUCUUUGGCUUGUUAUUGUCUUAACGAUUUCAGCUUCUGUCUCUUCAUAUGAACACAAACUCAAUUGGGUAGUUCCUCCUGCAAAUUCUUCUGAGAGUUUCAAUGAUUGGGCUUCUAAUAAACGGUUCCAAGUCGGAGACAUCAUUCAAUUCAAGUACAAGAAAGACUCAGUGAUGCAAGUGACGAAGGAGAGUUACAAGCAAUGCAAUUCGUCGCACCCGAGAUUCUACUCGAAUACGGGCAAAACCAGGUUCAUGUUUGAUCACUCUGUCCCUUACUAUUUCAUAAGCGGAACCUCUGGUCAUUGCGAGAAAGGUCAGAAGAUGAUCGUCGAGGUCAUAUCUCGCGACCAUACCACCACGUCUGCUGCUCCUCCAGCUGCCUUUGCUGUUUUGUUAUGCUUCUUCAGCCUCUCUUUAUAUUUUGUAGCUUAG
Arabidopsis thaliana (thale cress) is the source of this 498-nucleotide messenger RNA. It is a transcript of the gene ENODL21, whose product is annotated as early nodulin-like protein 21. Gene Ontology annotation, molecular function: electron transfer activity. NCBI's taxonomy places the organism in Eukaryota, Viridiplantae, Streptophyta, Magnoliopsida, Brassicales, Brassicaceae. The transcript is spliced from 2 exons. Gene Ontology annotation, cellular component: plasma membrane; membrane. The record is from RefSeq and is marked reviewed. The coding region runs from base 61 to 498 and encodes 145 amino acids.